AUGCCCGCUCCCACUUCAUAUCCUCCCUUCCAAAGGGACUAUCCGUCCGAGGACCCCAGGCCGUCUCCCUAUGCAUCGUCCAGACCGAGGACAGAGCCCGAAAGGGUCGCUCUGCCAUCCAUUCGACAGGCUUUCCCAGAUCUAUUACCCAUCCGGCCAAACCCUAGAGACGGCACCGCAAGCAAUGCCUCUCCGACCGCCGGCCUCCCAGGGCCGACUACGCCACCAGAAUACGUUCACUCUCCCAAUUCGGGAAAACGGAGGCGACUAUCCUUCGAAGAGGAGCGAACGAGCCAGGUUCCCAGGCUCUACGCAAGUUCUUCCGGGUCGAUGCCACGACAGAGCCGCGGUACGUCGCCGGGACUUCUACCGAGAUCGGCCACCGAGAAUUGGGGCUCAAGCUCCAGGACGAGCCCCUAUCCCCCCUCCCUGGGUGGGCCUUCGUCCAUCCACUCGCCAGCCAUACUCGAGCCGCCAGAGACCGUUGAGCACCGGCCAGCCUUGCCGAGUCUACCACCUCUGGCCUUCGAGCGAGAGGCUCCACCUCCAGCAGCCCCAGCACGCCGGUAUUCGAGGGAGGAGUACCCCAGCAGGUCUGGGAUGAUGCACCCUUCCCAGCCCGGGAUGGAGUCUGCCUACCGGCCGGCUGCGUACGGCGGUCCUGGCUAUCACCACUCGAGCAGAGGACAACAGACUGUCCCGAUGGGUGCUCUGCACCCUUACGAGCGCGCCGCCAUGGGUGGCCACGGUUAUGGCCAGUAUCCAGACUACAUGCGGAUGGGAGACUACGGCGGAAUGAACGGGGACAUGAUCAAGCAGCGGAAAAGACGCGGCAAUCUCCCCAAGGAGACUACCGACAAGCUGCGUGCGUGGUUUGUGGCUCACCUUCACCACCCAUACCCUACCGAGGACGAGAAGCAGGACUUGAUGCGGCGGACCGGUCUACAGAUGAAUCAAAUCUCAAACUGGUUUAUCAAUGCUCGGCGGCGGCAACUGCCCACCAUGAUCAGCAACGCCAAAGUCGAAACCGACGCCAUGUCGAGUGGGCGGAACUCGGACGACAGGCUGAUGAGGUCGACGGAGAAGUCGGAAUACGACUCGAGGAAAUCGCGGAGCCCGCUCAGCGAGGGCGGCAGCAGCCACUACGAGGACGAGAUGGACGACAUGAGGAGGAGAAGCCCUGGGGGCAGAGGCAUGAAGCGCGGGAGCGUCUAA
Molecule: messenger RNA, 1215 nt
Organism: Thyridium curvatum
Lineage: Eukaryota; Fungi; Ascomycota; Sordariomycetes; Thyridiales; Thyridiaceae
Exons: 3
Coding region: 1-1215 (404 amino acids)
Biological process (GO): regulation of DNA-templated transcription
Molecular function (GO): DNA binding
Source: RefSeq, a predicted model, not a curated record